UCUCCACCAUUUCUCCCCAAUCGCUCCUCCUUAAACCCUAACAUUUUGCUUCCCCUUUGAUUCGAUCGUCGAGAGUUACCAGAGAUGAGUUCGGACGACGAGAGAGACGAGAAGGAGCUGAGUCUUACCUCUCCUGAAGUCGUCACCAAGUACAAGGGCGCCGCUGAGAUCGUUAACAAGGCGUUACAGGUUGUUCUAGCGGAAUGCAAACCAAAAGCUAAGAUUGUUGAUAUCUGCGAGAAAGGAGAUGCUUUUAUCAAAGAGCAAACAGCGAGCAUGUACAAGAAUUCUAAGAAGAAGAUAGAGAAAGGUGUUGCUUUCCCUACAUGCAUAUCGGUGAACAACACUGUUGGUCAUUUCUCACCGCUUGCCAGUGAUGAGACUGUGUUGGAAGACGGUGAUUUGGUCAAAAUUGAUAUGGGUUGCCAUAUUGAUGGGUUCAUUGCUCUUGUUGGCCACACACAUGUUCUUCAAGAAGGGCCUGUUAGUGGACGUAAAGCUGAUGUUUCUGCCGCAAAUACUGCAGCUGAAGUUGCUUUGAGGCUCGUACGUCCUGGAAAGAAGAACACUGAUGUAACUGAAGCUAUUCAGAAGGUGGCUGCAGCUUAUGACUGCAAAAUUGUUGAAGGGGUUCUCUCCCACCAGAUGAAACAGCAUGUGAUAGAUGGAAACAAGGUUGUCCUAAGUGUAGCCAGUCCAGAAGCAACUGUUGAAGAAGUAGAAUUUGAAGAGAAUGAAGUCUAUGCAAUAGAUAUCGUGGCAAGCACUGGUGAUGGCAAGCCAAAAUUGAUUGAUGAGAAGCAAACAACUAUUUACAAAAAAGAUGAGACUGUUAACUAUCAGUUGAAGUUGAAGGCCUCCAGAUUCACAAUCAGCGAAAUUACAAAGAACUUCCCCCAUAUGCCAUUCACUGCAAGGUCACUUGAGGAGAAAAGGGCACGUCUUGGACUUGUGGAGUGUGUGAACCAUGGUCAUUUGCAACCAUAUCCUGUCCUUUAUGAGAAAUCUGGGGACUUUGUUGCCCAAAUCAAAUUCACAGUUUUGCUGAUGCCAAAUGGAUCGGAUAGGAUCACUUCACAUACACUUCAAGAGCUUCAACCUACGAAGACCAUUGAGGACCCUGAGAUCAAAGGAUGGUUAGCCUUGGGUAUCAAGAAGAAGAAAGGUGGUGGAAAGAAGAAGAAAGCCAAGAAGGCAGGAGAGAAAGGGGAGGCUUCAACAGAGGCUGAGCCAAUGGAUGCAAGUAGUAAUGCUCAAGAAUGAGUAGGAAGGUUUCUCUUUGUUUCCUUUAAAGAAUUUUUGGAACUUGAGAUACCUCUUUCUUUGUAUGGUUGGGUUUCAAAAGAGUCUCAUCUUAAAAAAAACCAACAAAAAAUAGUUACUUUAUCAACCUUGUGUUUUUUAUGCGCAAACACUUUCAGUAUGUUAAUCAUCAUUUUAUAUGCUUUCAAACA
Capsella rubella is the source of this 1454-nucleotide messenger RNA. RefSeq names its product ERBB-3 BINDING PROTEIN 1. The record is from RefSeq and is a predicted model, not a curated record. NCBI's taxonomy places the organism in Eukaryota, Viridiplantae, Streptophyta, Magnoliopsida, Brassicales, Brassicaceae.